This is a messenger RNA of Chionomys nivalis (European snow vole), 5144 nucleotides long. RefSeq names its product radical S-adenosyl methionine domain containing 2 (gene Rsad2). Gene Ontology annotation, cellular component: mitochondrion; endoplasmic reticulum membrane; endoplasmic reticulum. Lineage: Eukaryota; Metazoa; Chordata; Mammalia; Rodentia; Cricetidae. The transcript has 6 exons. The record is from RefSeq and is a predicted model, not a curated record. Gene Ontology annotation, molecular function: 4 iron, 4 sulfur cluster binding; catalytic activity. Gene Ontology annotation, biological process: defense response to virus; positive regulation of immune response. Bases 1799 to 2884 code for a protein of 361 amino acids.
CUGCCAGCAGAGUCAUCGUCCCAACCCCUGGGUUAUAUUUCCUUACCCAUCAGUCUGUAGAUGGACUCUUGGAGGAAUUCACAUCCUGGGUCUGUAACACUACAGGGAAUGUGGUCUUCCAGUCAUCUCUCUAGCAAACUGACUUCUUCCCUUGAAGAAAGAACCAGUAUUGGCCAGCUGGACCCUGGGAAAUGAUUCUUUCUCUGACUGUCACAGCAAGCAACCCUAAGUACUUCAUGCGAGAUUCUUGGGAAGAAGAUGCUACAUGGUCAUUCAGGUUGAAUGCCUGUAAGUUCAAAUCUAGAAUGGUUAGCUUUUUACACACACACACACACAGAGAGAGAGAGAGAGAGAGACAGACAGACAGAGAGAUAAAACUCCAUGAAUACAACUGUUUUGUGUGUAGAUUCCUUUUAAAACGUGUCUUGUAUUACUUCCAGGGUGACCAGUCAAUGAUAGUCUUUGUCAGAAUAAAUUUUUCCCAAAUCUGAGAUACAAACCAUGAAAUAAGAAUCACAUCUCCCCUCCAGAUGUUUGAUAAGGGACUUUCAGCCUACAGCCUCUUUGUUUACUAGAGAAAGAAGAAGAAGAUGCAGUGGUGGUAAGGGAAGAAGAUUGGAAACAAUAUCUGGUGUUACAAAAAGCAAAAUGUUCCAUUCAAAGAGGCUUUUUUUUAAACAACUGAAGGAUAUACAUAGAAGAAGAAUUUCAAAGCUUGGUUCUUUACAUCCCUCCACCAGCAUUUAUGAAGCCUGCUAAAUUGUGGUCUUUAGCUGUGGCGCUGUCCUUUCCUUCUCAGAGGCAGAAGGAACUGUAUGUCCAAGACUCUCUCUACUUCCCCCAAGCACUAAAGUAGAAACAACACAAAGAAGACAACUUAAGAAGCAUGGAGCUCCUUGAAAAAGAUGUCAGAGGGGAGACAGCACCAUCAGAAGAGGAGAAGUCCAGAGAUGAGCAAACGACCUUAUUACCAAAACACGGGAGCUUGCCUGGAGGAAAGGCACCAGCCACACAGGACUGCAGAACUGUACCAUGAAGGCAAAGUUUUGAAAGGAAGAGUCUGAGGAAAAUCUACAAUGUGUGUCCUCUGACAAUAUAAAAGAGAAAAAAAUAAUUACUAAGAAAUCCAAUUUUAAAGUGAUUAACUUUACUGUGCGGAAUUUCUUUGCUAUAUUUAUUUGUUUGGUUUUUUUUUGUUUUUGUUUUUCCUGACAUCUACCAGUCUUGAACUCCUUUUCCUUCCUCUUCGAGAGAGCUGCCAAGGUCACCCUGCAUGAUCUGCCUCGUGCAUGCGAAGUUAUAAAACUCCAGGUCUUUGGUGGUUUGUUUUGUUUAUUUGUUUGUUUGUGAGGCAUGAGUGGUGUGGGUGGAGAACCAAAGAAGAGGAUUUAAAAAUUGUUAAGUAUGCAUAGAUAUUCUUUACAAGAAGCUUAACGCAUAAUUUUGUGUUAAAAUAAUAACCUGUUAGGAGGCAGCUAUGUGUCUGGACGACCCUUGUUUAGAAACUGGUGGCUGCUGGAAUCUUUGCAGCGUCAUCGGGGUCAUCAGGACUGACGCUGUUUACAGGUGUCAUAGCAUAGGAGCAGCCGUGAGCCAGGGAAAGGCAGCUCAUUGGCCUCCAUCCCAAGCUUCUGUCUUGGCUCAGGUUCAACUUUCAUUUUCAGAAAACAGAAACUCUGCUCAGCUGAGACUUACUCAAGGGAGGCGUUUCCCUCUGCCAUGUGACAGAAUGCAUGGGGGGUGUGGCUGGCCCGCAGCUUAUAAGCCCUCUGGCAGCUGCAGGUGAGUGCAGAUCACCAUGGGGAUGCUCGUGCCCACUGCUCUUGCUGCCGGGCUGCUGAGCCUGUUCCAGCAGCAGCUGGACUCGCUCUGGAGUGGACUGGCCAUCCUGUUCUGCUGGUUGAGACUAGCACUGAGGUGGCUAGGUUCUGGAAGGGGACAACCACAGCCACAGGUCCGGACCAUGCCGGAGGAGACCCAGGAAGAACCAAACGGUUCUCAGCCUACAGUCCCCGUUAGCGUCAACUACCACUUCACCCGUCAAUGCAAUUACAAGUGCGGGUUCUGCUUCCACACAGCCAAGACAUCCUUCGUGCUGCCCCUGGAGGAGGCCAAGCGAGGGCUGCUUCUGCUCAAAGAGGCUGGUAUGGAGAAGAUCAACUUUUCAGGAGGAGAACCCUUUCUGCAGGACAGGGGUGAAUACGUGGGUAAGCUUGUGAGAUUCUGCAAGGAGGAGCUGGCCCUGCCCUCUGUGAGCAUCGUGAGCAAUGGCAGCCUCAUUCGCGAGAAGUGGUUCAGGGACUAUGGUGACUAUCUGGACAUUCUUGCCAUCUCCUGUGACAGCUUCAAUGAGGACGUUAAUGUUCUCAUUGGGCGGGGUCAGGGGAAAAAGAACCACGUGGAAAACCUUCAAAAACUGAGGAAGUGGUGCCGAGACUACAAGGUGGCUUUCAAGAUCAACUCCGUCAUCAAUCGCUUCAAUGUGGACGAAGACAUGAAUGAACACAUCAAGGCCCUGAACCCUGUCCGCUGGAAGGUCUUCCAGUGCCUCCUAAUUGAGGGUGAGAACUCUGGAGAAGCUGCCCUGAGGGAAGCAGAACGAUUUCUUAUAAGCAAUGAAGAAUUUGAAGCAUUCUUAGAGCGUCAUCAAGAGGUGUCCUGUUUGGUGCCAGAAUCUAACCAGAAGAUGAAAGACUCCUACCUUAUUCUGGAUGAAUAUAUGCGCUUCCUGAACUGUACCGGUGGCCGGAAGGACCCUUCCAAGUCCAUCCUAGAUGUCGGGGUGGAACAAGCGAUAAAAUUCAGUGGAUUUGAUGAGAAGAUGUUCCUGAAGCGGGGAGGCAAGUAUGUAUGGAGCAAGGCUGACCUGAAGCUGGACUGGUGAACCCGAGACAAGAAGGACACUCUGACCAGCUAUGCGGAUCUCAACGUGAAGCUGUCCUCCACCACCCAAGGUUCUUGCUCUCUAUCCAGACAUGAAAAUAUGACUCUUGGUUGCACAUCCUCUGGCUGUCUGUGGAUUAUCGUUACUGAGAAUGCAGUCUGUCUGUUUGUUUUAGUCUGACUGAACUAAGAAGAAAGGGGUAAAACCAUAAAAUGACAGCUUAUAAAACAAAUAAUCUGCCCGUGUGCAGGGAUAGAGUUCAGUUCACAGAAGAGCGAGGUGCUCUGUUCCCAAAGACCAAUGUAUUCAAUUUGUGUUUGAAUUUUUAUGGAAUUUUACUGUGAAUCCCUUGUUUCCUUUCUCCUCCUCCUCACUUGAGAAGGUGAGUUAUUUUCUGCUAAAUAUGCCAGUUUUAUUCACCAGGGAAUAUCACAAAAUAUGUCCCCCGGUGACUAUUUAAAUGCUUUUCUGCUUUGGAAUGUUGGACUUUUUACUCAGAAGUAUAGGAAGAGAGAAGGUCAUCCUCUCAGUCUGGAAAAGCAGCAACGGCUGUGUUGGCGCAUUCCAUAAAAGUCAUGGAAGCAAGGCCAGGAAGGACUCUGUCGGGAGUGUGAUCGGCUUGGUAUAAAAGCGCUUGUGGCUCCAUGGAAAAUUUCCCAAGGAAGACUGAAUGAGACCCAGUCUAGGUCAAUGUGAGAAGAACCAGAUGCUUCUCCGCACCAAAAAGGCAGAAAAGACGAUGAGACCGGGUCAAAUACUCUUCCUGUGGAAGCAUCACGUGACGCUUGCCAGACCAGAACUGCGUCUCACCGUUUGCAAAAUAACAAUUUCCUAUCAAAGAGCAAAAAUUGUUGAAAGUUUUCUGUUUGUUGCCAAUGAAUUUUAACAUCCCUGAAAUUCUUCUGCUGCAGCUAGAGGGCGCUGAGAUGUCGGACUUCAUUCUGCAUCUCAGAAAUUUUGCUUCAGAGUUUACUUUUAGAACUUGGUGAAUUUUGGUUCUGUUUCUUCAGUAUGUGUGUGUGUGUGUGUGUGUGUGUAUGUUUGGAUAAGUACUAAGAAUUUGAUAAGGAACUGGAUUUGUAAAUAUUUUCUCACAAAAGUUGUUUAUACUUUGGUUAGGUCACCAUAAUUCAACAAAGACACUUUGUCUCACCUAAAAUAGGUCAGGAACUCUGUAUUUCCUGUUUUGUUUGUUUGUGUGCUUGAAGUUGGGUAUAACUAUGUAGCCCAGGCUCUCCUGGGAACCAUGCUCUCCUGCCCUAACUUCCCCUGAUUCUAGGGAUUAAAUUUGUAUAUAACCCAACUCCUAUCGAGAUAUUUUAGAGGGAAAACUGAGUCAUGUUUUUCCUGCAGAUUUUUAUUUGUGUGUGUGUGUGUGUGUGUGUGUGUGUGUGUAUUAAGUCCUGUGUACUCAGUUUACCUGGGAAAGCCCAAAGGACAGGGGCAGAUGCCCGCUUGGUCAUGUGACAGGAAGCAAAUUGGAGCUGAAGAUUCAUCUUCCAUCUUGGAGUUCAUUUUCUUCUAGCUGAGUGAACCUGCAUAGCUCCUUCCCCUUAAAUACUUAAAAAUAUCCCCCCUUCAAGGGAAUAAUUGUGAUAUUUUAUCAUCACAGUAAAAAUCAAGCUCAGAUUAUAUCAUGAAAUUGAUUUCCUCUCUCAGUUUUAAGUCUGGGUGUUCAUUUGUGAAGCACACGCUCUUCACCAGGAAAGCAGAGCAUCAUUUAGUUGACAUUUGCUAAGUGUUGCAGACAGUGGUGUCAGAUGACCGAUUGACUCAGGGUGGUGAUGCUGGGAAAGGCGAUUUACUGAAGAACUUUGGAGGGCAGGACACCCUACACUGAUCUUAAAGCCCCUAGUGUCUCUGUUAUAUAGUGUUAAAUGACAAAAUCAUGGGCUGUUCAUUUUUAUGCUAAAAACUGUAGAAUGCUAUCUGGCUAAACAAUGUGGGAAAAAAUGGGCUCGGGUUUGAAUUGAAUUGGAUUUUGGGGGUCUAAUUGUUGCAUAGAUAAACAGCCAAACCAUCGAACCCAGGAGCACUUGGUUCCUUUCAGCAAUAAUUCAGCCUGUGUCCUACCCUCUUGAUGAACUGAUAUUGUUUAAUAGGCUCUUUUUAAGACAAAGAACAAUGAUGCAGGUGAUCACAUAUCAUCUGAGUGUGUCCAGUGUUGGGGGGGGCGGUAUAUGUAUGUGUAUUCCCCUGUAGGAUUUCACUGUGUGUGGUAACAUGUUUGUUGUAAUAAAAUGUUCUGUGCAUGACCUAA